GAACGGACAAAAAAAUUAGGUGCCCCGCAUUGACAAUCAGAGAGAGAGUCAUUUGUUAAAGUCAGCAAGUUGGACUUUUGUUGUUUCUGCCUGUUUCCCUCAACUAAACCUCUGUAAGUUGUCCAUUGUGAUGCAAUCAAAUCCAAAACAUCACACAAGUCAGCACCUCUUUCUUCAUUUCAAAUCUACCCUCAAAUUUAUUUAUAAUUAUUAUUUCAUUUCUUAGAUUCUUAUCAAAGAUAAAAGAACUUUCCUUUUUCUGUCUUCAACUUUGAUAAGACUUGUGUUCUUUAUCUCUCCUACACCAUCUUUCCUUUCAUUUCAAAAUUUUCUCCUAUCUUUGUCUUCUCUAGAUUCUACCCAUCACUGUUUUUCCUUUGAAAAAAACAUCAUAAACAAAUAAAAAAUACAUUUUUUUCAAGAGGGUUUGGUUUCAAAAUCUUGCAGCAGAUCUGUUUGAUGAAAGGUUGUUGAGGUUAGGUUCUUUUGUCACUGUUUAUGUCUACAACCCCCUUUUCUUUAUUCACCUUAAAUUUCAAAUCUUUACUCGUUUCUAACAUCUCAAAUAAGCAAAGAUUUGAUUUUUCAGCAAAAGGGUCAAAUUAAAGUGUCAUUGUUGUUGUUGAGUUUAUCUCUAAUUUGAGUAUCAUGGGUUUUUGUUUUUUGAGUCAAAGUUCAAAACUUUCAUGUGGGGACUAAUGGAUCUCACUUCCUUUACUUGUUUGUGUAUUGAUUGUUGUCUUACUUUCUUGUUUUUUUAAUGGACACUGUUGAUUGCUUCAUUUACAAGCUGUUGUCAUAUGGUCCAUGUUCUACUUUGUUUAAGGGUAUCCUAUCUCUUUCUUCAAGGUUAGUGUAUUUUUUUUAGGAGUUUUCAUAGAUCUCUUGUUCUUGGGAUUGGUGUGAUCUAAGUCAUAUCCUUGAAAUUGGUGCUUUUUCUUCUUUGCAUAGUGCAAGUUGUGAUUAAAAAAGGUUGCUUCAUUUGAGGUUCUUGUCAGUGAUACUAUUACUAGCCUCUGUUGUGUGUUGUCUAUGGGAGCUUAGAGUCUUUCUUUUGAGAUAAACUUUAUUGUUUUAGUUUCAGAAUGGUGUUAGUAAGAAGUUUCUUGUUAACACUAUUUCAAUGUUGUGUCUUAUCUUGGUUUUUUUGUUUGUCUUUGAGUCUUGACAAUGGAACAAAAUCAUGUGAUCCUAGUGAUUUAUCAGCUUUGAAGGAUUUUGCAGGAAACCUUACAAAUGGUUCUUCAAUUUUGAAAGCAUGGUCUAAUGAUAGUGUUUGUUGCAAUUGGAUGGGAGUUUUUUGUGGUGAUAACAAUGGAGAAUCUGUUAAUAGAGUGACCAAGUUGAUCCUUUCUGAGAUGAGUCUAAAUGGAACAAUUUCACCUUCUUUAGCAAAACUAGAUCAUCUCAAUGUGUUGAAUCUUUCAUUCAAUCAUCUUGAGGGUAAAUUGCCUUCAGAAUUUUCCAAGUUGAAGAUGUUGAAGUUUCUUGAUUUGAGCUAUAACAUGUUAUCAGGACCUGUUAAUGAUACACUUUCUGGUUUGAAUUCCAUUGAAGUGUUGAAUGUUUCGAGCAAUUCAUUUUCCGGAGAGUUCUUUCAUCUUGUGGAAUUUCCACAUCUACUUGCUCUUAAUGUGAGUAACAAUUCAUUCACAGGUAGAUUCAGUUCUCAACUUUGUAAUUCUUCUAAGAAUCUUCACACACUUCAUUUAUCUUCGAACCUUUUCGAUGGUAAUCUUGAAGGUUUGAACAACUGUAACAAAUCUCUCCAAAGGUUGCAUUUGGAUUCCAAUUCAUUUUCUGGCCCUUUACCUGAUUCUUUGUAUUCAAUGUUGGCCUUGGAGCAAUUAUCACUUUCUGCCAACAAUUUUUCUGGCAUGUUAAGCAAUGAGUUAAGUAAGCUUUCUAGCCUAAAAUCUCUUGUGGUUUCUGCGAACCGUUUUUCUGGCAAAAUUCCAAAUGUUUUUGAGAAUUUUUUGCAGUUAGAACAAUUUGUAGCACAUGCUAAUUCAUUUUCUGGAUCAUUACCUUCCACUUUGUCUUUAUGCACUAAACUUAGAGUUCUUGAUCUUAAGAAUAAUUCAUUGUCAGGUUCAAUUGAUCUUAAUUUCACCGGUUUGUCCAAUCUUUGUUCACUCGAUCUUGCUAGUAAUCAUUUUACCGGACCACUUCCUAGUUCAUUGUCCUAUUGUCGUGAAUUGAAAGUUUUAAGCCUCGCUAGGAAUGGUUUAAAUGGUUCUAUACCUGAAAGCUAUGCCAAAUUAUCUUCUCUUUUGUUUGUGUCAUUUUCAAACAAUAGCUUAGUGAAUUUAUCUGGUGCACUUUCUGUUCUUCAGAACUGCAAAAACCUCACAACUCUAAUCCUUACUAAGAAUUUCCGCGGCGAAGAAAUUCCGCAAAGUGUACCAUCAGCAGGAUUUGAAAGUCUUGUGGUGUUAGCACUCGGAAACUGUGGUCUUAAAAGUUAUAUUCCUUCUUGGCUAUUGAAAUGCAAGAAAUUGGCGGUACUUGAUUUGUCUUGGAACUCAUUGAAUGGUAGUAUUCCUUCGUGGAUUGGUGAAAUGGACCGUUUGUUCUAUUUGGAUUUCUCAAACAAUUCUCUCACGGGAGAAAUACCGAAAAGUUUGACAGAGUUGAAGGGACUGGUGUGUUCAAAUUGUGGAAGACCGAAUUUUGCUUCUUAUGCUUUCAUUCCUCUCUUUGUGAAGAGAAAUACUAGUGCUAGUGGUUUGCAAUAUAAUCAAGCUUCAAGUUUCCCUCCUUCAAUUUUAUUGAGCAAUAACAUGUUAAAUGGGAGUAUAUGGCCCGGAAUCGGUAAGUUGAAGGCACUUCAUGUGAUGGAUUUCAGCAGGAACAAUAUCAGCGGCACAAUUCCGAGUAGUAUUUCAGAGAUGGAGAAUUUGGAAACAUUGGAUUUAUCUUAUAAUAAUCUAUCUGGAACAAUCCCUCCUUCAUUUAACAACCUCACAUUCUUGUCGAAGUUCAGUGUGGCGCAUAAUCACUUGCAAGGUCCGAUUCCAAGUGGGGGGCAGUUUCUAAGCUUCCCUAGUUCGAGCUUUGAGGGUAAUUUGGGACUUUGCAGGGACAUUGAUAUUGAUAGUACUCGAUGCAAAGUUGUUAACAACAUGAGGCCAAAUUUGCCUUCUCAUUCGUCAAAAAAAAUUAGUAGAAGCAGUGUAUUUGGCAUAACAAUCAGCAUAGGGGUAGGGCUUGCUUUGUUGCUUGCAAUUAUCGUGCUAAGAAUGUCAAAGAGGGAAGAUAAACCUAUUGAUAACUUUGACGAGGAGAUGAAUACUAGGAGGUCACACAGGUUAUCAUCCGAAGGAUUUGUUUCAUCGAAAUUGGUCCUUUUUCAGAAUUCAGAUUGCAAGGAUCUCGCAGUUUCUGAUUUGUUAAAAGCAACAAACAAUUUCAACCAGGCAAACAUUGUUGGCUGUGGCGGCUUCGGUCUUGUUUACAAGGCAUAUCUUCCGAACGGCAUGAAAGCAGCCGUUAAGAGGCUUUCUGGCGACUGUGGUCAGAUGGAACGCGAAUUCCAAGCCGAAGUUGAAGCCCUCUCGAGAGCUCAACACAAGAACCUUGUUUCUCUUAAAGGCUAUUGUCGGCAUGGCAACGAUCGAUUGCUAAUUUACUCAUAUAUGGAGAAUGGUAGCUUGGAUUAUUGGCUUCACGAGUGCGUGGAUGGAAAUUCAGCUCUGAAAUGGGAUAUACGACUCAAGAUUGCACAAGGCGCGGCUCGUGGAUUAGCUUACUUGCACAAGGGGUGUGAACCGUUCAUAGUCCACCGUGAUGUUAAAUCUAGCAACAUACUUUUGGAUGAUAAAUUUGAAGCUCAUUUGGCAGAUUUUGGUCUCUCAAGACUACUUUCACCGUACGAUACUCACGUCACAACAGACUUAGUAGGAACUUUAGGUUAUAUUCCUCCAGAAUAUAGUCAGACACUGACAGCAACAUUCCGUGGCGAUGUCUAUAGUUUCGGCGUUGUUCUUCUCGAGCUUCUUACCGGUAGAAGGCCUGUGGAAGUCAUCAAGGGGAAAAAUUGCAGGAACUUGGUGUCUUGGGUUUAUCAGAUGAAAUAUGAAAAGAAGGAGCAAGAAAUUUUUGAUCAAGCCAUUUGGGAAAAGGAGAGGGAGAAACAACUAUUGGAGGUUCUUGGCAUUGCUUGUAAAUGUCUAGACCAAGAUCCAAGACAAAGACCUUCGAUUGAAAUGGUUGUUUCAUGGCUUGAUAAUGUAAGAUUUGAUGGCAUUCAACAAUGAUAGUUCUUGCUUUGGUUGGUGUAUCAUCUUUGACAAAAAACAUACAUUGUAAAGCAAGUUUGUUAUAUGAUGGUUGAAUUUAAUGUUCUUGUCAUUUUUUGUUUUGAAUAGGUAAAUGUUAUUAUAUAUAUAUUAGUUGUUAUGUUAAUAUUUUCUCUUUUCGUUAGGGUUUUAACUUCAAUCGAUUUGUCUGUUAAUUUCUUUAACCCUCAGCUCACACCAGUUGAGAUAUCCCGAAGUUAUGGCUACACUCUUAUUUCAAUGUUUAGGCCUGUUUUAACAUGUACUUAAAGCAAUAAUUUUUGUGUCAAGAAAUCUAGCAAAAGCAAUAUAAAAGUGUACCCUUUUCAUUUUUAUAA
Molecule: messenger RNA, 4618 nt
Organism: Trifolium pratense (red clover)
Lineage: Eukaryota; Viridiplantae; Streptophyta; Magnoliopsida; Fabales; Fabaceae
Product: phytosulfokine receptor 2
Exons: 1
Coding region: 1086-4259 (1057 amino acids)
Biological process (GO): protein phosphorylation
Molecular function (GO): protein binding; ATP binding; protein kinase activity
Source: RefSeq, a predicted model, not a curated record